Messenger RNA from Fonsecaea erecta, 1413 nucleotides. RefSeq lists its product as hypothetical. The record is from RefSeq and is a predicted model, not a curated record. Gene Ontology annotation, biological process: sphingolipid metabolic process. The transcript has 4 exons. Lineage: Eukaryota; Fungi; Ascomycota; Eurotiomycetes; Chaetothyriales; Herpotrichiellaceae. Gene Ontology annotation, molecular function: glucosylceramidase activity. The coding region runs from base 1 to 1413 and encodes 470 amino acids.
AUGAGGAACCUUAUUGUCGCUGCCUUCGCCGCUGGCGCGUCUGCAUGGACCUAUUCGCCAAACACCACGUACUCGGCGGCAAUCUCGAUCAAUGCAUUCCAGAAGUAUCAGACCAUGAUCGGGGGUGGGUGCUCGGGCGCAUUUGGAAUCGCCUGCCAGCAAUUUGGCUCCGUGGGGCUGUCUCCCGCGAACCAGGAAGCUGUCACCCAGAUCCUCUAUGACGAGAACAUUGGAGGACUGUCGAUCGUUCGCAACGACAUCGGCUCGACUCCAGGUCAUGUCCCCGGGGAUGUCUCGUCCAUCCUGCCAGAAUGCCCGGCAACCCCAGCAGGACCGUUCAACUAUGUCUGGGACAAGAACGAUACGUGUCAACUACAGCUCACGCAGACGGCACUCAAGUACAACCCUAACGUUUACGUGUAUGCCGAUGCGUGGUCUGCCCCUGGCUGUAUGAAGACGGUCGGCACCGAGGACGAAGGCGGCCUGAUCUGUGGCGUCAGAGGCAGCAGCAACUGCAGUGGCGACUGGAGGCAAGCAUAUGCGGACUACCUGGUGCAAUACGUCAAAUUCUAUGAGCAGGAGGGUAUCGAGAUCUCACUGCUCGGUGCUUACAAUGAACCCGACUUCAACCCCGUCACCUACGCCUGUAUGGAGUCGGACGGCUACCAAGCAAAAGACUUCCUGGAGAUCCUGUAUCCGACCGCAAAGGCAGCCUUUCCCAACAUCAGUGUUGCCUGUUGCGAUGCUACGGGUGCUCGACAGGAAAGGAACAUUCUGUACGAGCUGCAACAAGCCGGAGGCGAGGAUUUCUUCGACGUUGCUACGUGGCACAACUACCAAAGCAAUCCCGAGAGGCCGUUCAACUCGAACGGGAAGCCAAAUCUGAUGACGGAGUGGGCUGAUGGCUCGGGACCGUGGAACGCCAACUGGGAUGUGUCCGGACAGCUUGCUGAGGGCUUCCAAUGGGCGAUGUACAUGCACAAUGCGUUCGUGAACUCGGACACGUCGGGCUACACGCACUGGUGGUGCGCGCAGAACACGACGGGCGACAACGCGCUGAUCCGGCUGGACUACGACAACUACUACGUAUCGGCGCGGCUAUGGGCGUUCGCGUCAUACUUCCGGUUCGCACGCCCCGGGUCCGUGCGCGUCGGGGCCACCAGCAGCGCCGAGAACGUCUACGUCAGCGCCUACGUCAACACGAACGGCACCGUCGCGAUCCCCGUCAUCAACGAGGCCCAUUUCCCCUACCACCUGUCCAUCAACCUGGGCGGCAUCAACGCGUCCACCGCCACCGCCUACCUCACCGACAACGACCACAACGUGACCAUGAUGGGGCAGACGCAGAUUGGUGGUGCCGUGUUCGAGGCGACCAUCGAGCCCAGGGCCGUCAAGACGUUCUUCUUGAGCUAG